Glycine soja is the source of this 1763-nucleotide messenger RNA. Its product is annotated as transcription factor HHO2-like. NCBI's taxonomy places the organism in Eukaryota, Viridiplantae, Streptophyta, Magnoliopsida, Fabales, Fabaceae. The record is from RefSeq and is a predicted model, not a curated record. Gene Ontology annotation, molecular function: DNA binding; DNA-binding transcription factor activity. Gene Ontology annotation, biological process: regulation of DNA-templated transcription. The coding region runs from base 200 to 1441 and encodes 413 amino acids. The transcript is spliced from 5 exons.
CUUUCUUCUCUCUCUCACAUUCCCUUCCGCAGAAUCUUUUCGUUCUGAAAUUUCCUUCACAUCCAACCCACUUUCCUUUUCUCUCUCCCUCUCUUAUUAUUUAUUUAUUCAUUCAUUCAUUUCGCUCUCUCUCUCCCCCUUCUCCUUUCUUCCUCUGCAACCAAAAUCUGAAUCUUAGGGCACCAACACCUUUGAUCCAAUGGGUUCGGUUGCCGCAGAAGAACUGAACUUAGAUUUAAGAUCCUCCUUCGUCCCCAAAACCAUCACCGAUUUCCUCCGCCACCUCUCCGCCAACAACAACCACCCUGCCACCCUCCGCGAUUUCCUCUCCCGCCUCGAAGACGAGCUCCGCAAGAUCCACGCCUUCAAACGCGAACUCCCCCUCUCCAUGCUCCUCUUAAACGACGCAAUUUCCGUUCUGAAGGUUGAAUCGCAGAAAUGCUGCAGGGUGGCGCGCGAUUCGCCGCCGGUGCUGGAGGAGUUCAUUCCGUUGAAGAAGGAGCUUGGUGAUCAGAGCGAGGAGGAGGAGGAGGAGAAUGAUGAUGACAAGGACGAUAACGAAUGCAGGGAUAAGAGGAAUUGGAUGAGUUCCGUUCAGCUCUGGAAUAACAACACUACCACCACUACUACUAAUAACAACAACAAUGCCUCUGAUCGCAAACAACUACUUCAUAAAUUACAAACCAAGAAAAGUGAAGAAGGGCAGUCUGUGGCUGAGGAUCCUUUUCAGACUUGUAGUAAUAGAAAUGGGGGAAGAAGGGCAUUUAUGCCUUUCUCUAGGUACUCUUCUUCAUCAUCAUCUGUGCCGGUGACAACAGUGGGGCUGGGGGCUGCAUCCAAAGAAGAGAAGGAAGAGAGUGUUAGGAAUAGGCUUUCUCUUCUGACGCCUUCUGUGAAAGAAGGGUGUGGUUCAAGGGGAUCAAGGAGCAGUUCUAACAGGGCUGUUUCUUCUUCUCCUCCCACGGCUCAGCCGGGUUUGCGUGCGACUUCGCUUCAGCAGACUGCUAGGAAACAGAGGAGGUGCUGGUCCCCUGAGUUGCACAGACGAUUCGUUAAUGCCUUGCAGAAGCUUGGAGGUUCUCAAGCAGCUACACCAAAGCAAAUUAGAGAGCUUAUGCAGGUUGAUGGCCUAACUAACGAUGAAGUGAAGAGCCAUUUACAAAAAUACCGACUUCAUACGCGGAGAGUUCCUGCUGCAAGUUCUAAUCAGCCAGUUGUGGUUCUUGGAGGUUUGUGGAUGUCUCAAGAUCAGUACAAUGACUCUUCAAAAGUUAGCAGUUCAGGGUCAGGUUCUCCUCAAAGUCCUCUUCAUUUGGCUGCAGGGUCCCGGGGAGGGACAUCUCCUACUGAAGGUGACAGCAUAGAAGAUGAUGAAGAUGCAAGAUCCGAGAGUUAUAGUUGGAAAAGUCAUAUGAACAAACCAGGAAAAGUUGAUGUAUAGGAUACUACUCUCCACCAUGAAUUUUGCAGAUAAAAGUAUACAUGGGAGGAGUUUUACCACUACAUAAGAAUAAUACUACAUGAUACAUAAAAAAGAGGGUCAACGAUAAGAGGCAGUUGUAGUUUUUUUUUAAGGUUUAGCUUUGCCUUAUAUACUGCGUGAGUUUUGAUAUGAGACUCCGAAUUAAAAUAUCAUUUUCCUUCGCUUUAAGAAGCUGGAUAUUUUUUUUUCUCUAUCAUAAAAUUCUUUUAUUUCGUUUUGUCAUGGGAACUCUCUGAUCCCCCCAGAAGAAAUUAAUUACUAGUCCAAUAUUUAGAUGGUC